Messenger RNA from Bombina bombina (fire-bellied toad), 4339 nucleotides. It is a transcript of the gene SCUBE3, whose product is annotated as signal peptide, CUB domain and EGF like domain containing 3. Gene Ontology annotation, molecular function: calcium ion binding. Gene Ontology annotation, cellular component: cell surface. The record is from RefSeq and is a predicted model, not a curated record. Gene Ontology annotation, biological process: signal transduction. The transcript has 23 exons. NCBI's taxonomy places the organism in Eukaryota, Metazoa, Chordata, Amphibia, Anura, Bombinatoridae. Bases 242 to 3238 code for a protein of 998 amino acids.
UCUCCCAUUAUACAAAAUUUGCUGGAUAAGAUAGUUUGUCCUUUUUUUUGCUGUGAAAUUAUAUAUUUUUUGCACACUGGAAAUGUUUAAUUAUGGCAGUUUUGGGUAAAAACGUUCUGCUGUUUUACAGGGAAUGUAAAGUUUUGCUGUUUUGUUGUCAGUGAAUUUUUUAUUUUAUUUUUUGGCAGCAAGGCAACUAAAUUUGUGUUUUGAUGACUGUAAGAUAUCUUGCAAAAUUACCAUGGAUAUAAUAAGGGACCUAAUACAUUUGAUAUUUUUAAUACUGCUUCACACCAGCCACUCUUCAAGCAAUUCUAAUCAAGAUGUUGAUGAAUGCAUGGAAGGGACGGACAGUUGCCAUAUUGAUGCCAUCUGCCAAAACACUCCCCGAUCCUACAAGUGUAUAUGCAAGUCGGGAUAUACAGGGGAUGGAAAACACUGCAAAGACGUGGAUGAGUGUGAACGAGAAGACAACGCAGGCUGUGUACAUGAGUGCGUGAAUAUCCCUGGGAAUUACAGAUGCAUGUGCUUCGAUGGCUUUCGUUUGGCACACGAUGGACACAAUUGUCUAGACUUGGACGAGUGUGCGGAAGGGAAUGGUGGAUGCCAACAAACGUGUGUAAACAUGAUGGGGAGCUACGAGUGCCGCUGCCGUGAGGGGUUCUUUCUCAGUGACAACCAGCACACCUGCAUCCAGCGGCCAGAAGAAGGGAUGAAUUGCAUGGAUAAGAAUCAUGGCUGCGCCCAUAUCUGCAGGGAGACUCCGAAAGGGGUGUCAUGCGAAUGCAGGCCAGGCUUUGAGCUAACCCGAAACCAGAGAGACUGUAAAUUGACUUGUAAUUAUGGAAAUGGAGGCUGUCAGCAUACAUGUGAUGACACAGACCAUGGUCCCAGAUGCGGCUGUCAUGUCAAGUUUGCUCUCCAUUCUGAUGGCAAAACCUGCAUAGGGGAGAGGCGCAACGAUCAAACCCCUAGUGCCCCGAUCUUAGCCAAUGAGACCUGUUCAGUGAAUAAUGGUGGCUGUGACAGCCGAUGUCAUGACUCAUUAGCAGGAGUGCACUGUAGCUGUCCAAUGGGAUUCAUGUUACAGCCGGACAGGAAGACAUGUAAAGAUAUUGAUGAGUGUCGCAUGAAUAACGGUGGUUGUGACCAUAUCUGCCGGAAUUCUGUUGGGAGUUUUGAGUGCGGCUGCAGAAAAGGAUACAAACUGCUUAUCAAUGAGAGAGGAUGCCAGGACAUUGAUGAGUGCUCCUUUGAUCGGACAUGUGACCACAUCUGUGUUAACUCCCCUGGAAGCUUCCAAUGCCUGUGUCACAAAGGCUAUGUCCUCUAUGGACUCACUCACUGUGGAGACGUGGAUGAAUGCAGUAUUAACAAAGGAGGCUGUAAAUACGGCUGUGUCAACACCCCAGGAAGUUAUGAGUGCAUUUGUCCCCCUGGUUUUAGACUGCACUGGAAUCGCAAAGAUUGCAUAGAUUUGAUGAAGUGUCCUCCUGUUAUCAAUACCCCUCGUGCCUCUCUUAUGUGCAGUCGUAAUGGGAAGAAGGAAACCUGCUCACUCAGCUGCAUCACUAAAGCUUUGUUCCUGCCAGAAUCGGACAGUAGCUACAUGUUAAGUUGUGGAAAUCUAGGACUCAGACCCGGGACCACCUCAAAACAAACAAGCAAUAGCAGCCAGCACUGCAUUGAGACUUUGGCGCCCCCUGUCAAGCAGAGAGCAUCCUUCAAACUCAAGGACUCCAAAUGCAACCUAAGAGCACGAGGAAGAAUGAAGGGGGAAGAUAAUAUAAAACUUGGAAGUAGUAAUUCCCCUUGUUCUGACUGCCAAAUGACUUAUGUCAACCUAAGAUGUGACUCUUCAUGGAAAGUCAGAGGUCGUCGUUCUCGUUCUGCUCAGAGUAAGGAAGUUACUAGGAUCACACUGGAAUUUGAGGCUGAAGUUAAAUUGGAGGAACUCACGGCAAGCUGUGGGCUUCCAUGCCUCAGACAACGGCUAGAACGGAAGCUAAAAUCUGCAGUGAAGUCCUUAAGAAAGUCCAUUAACCAAGAGCGUUUUGUGAUACGCUUGUCUGGCACAGAAUAUGAGUUGGCCCAGAAAGGUACCACAACAGCCGACAGAGGAGAAAACUGUGGUCCUGGUCAGCAGCGCAUCGGUGGCAAGUGUGCCAGCUGCCCUUCAGGCACAUAUUACAAUUGUCAAAUGGAUCAGUGCCAAACAUGUCCCCAGGGAACCUAUCAAGAGAAAGAAGGACAACUAUCAUGUGACCUCUGCCCAGGAUCUGAAGGCACAGGACCCCUAGGAGCCACUAACAUCACCCUGUGCACUGGAAACUGCCCAUCGGGACAUUUCUCUGCAGAUGGAUUUAAGCCCUGCCAGUCCUGCCCACGAGGCACGUACCAGCCUGAGAGUGGACGCACAUACUGCUUUCCUUGUGGUGGGGGGCUAGGCACCAGACAAGAGGGGGCAAUUACAUUUCAGGACUGUGAAACUAAGGUUCAGUGUUCUCCUGGUCAUUAUUACAACACAUCGUUUCAUCGCUGUAUUCGCUGCGCAGUUGGAUUUUAUCAGCCUGAGUUUCGGCAGAAUUUUUGCAUCGCAUGUCCUGGGAAUUCCAGCACAGAUUUUGAUGGCUCCACCAGCGUUACCCAGUGCAAAAACAGGCACUGUGGAGGUGAGCUGGGGGAUUAUACUGGCUUCUUGGAAUCUCCAAAUUACCCAGGAAACUACCCAUCCAGCGUGGAGUGCACCUGGAGCAUCAGUCCACCUCCCAAACGAAAAAUACUGCUAGUGGUACCUGAGAUCUUCCUGCCUUCUGAAGAUGAGUGUGGUGACCUGCUGGUCAUGCGCAAGAAUGCCUCUCCAUCCUCAAUUACAACGUAUGAGACGUGCCAAACUUAUGAACGCCCAAUUGCCUUCACUGCACGUUCGCGCAAGCUCUGGGUCCACUUUAAGAGUAAUGAAGUGAACAGUGCACGUGGCUUCCAAGUACCAUAUGUGACUUAUGAUGAGGAUUAUGAGCAGUUAGUUGAGGACAUUGUGCGAGAUGGAAGACUAUACUCCUCUGAAAACCACCAGGAGAUUCUAAAGGAUAAGAAGCUAAUUAAAGCCUUUUUCGAAGUUCUUGCACACCCUCAAAAUUACUUCAAAUAUACAGAGAAACAUAAGGAAAUGCUACCCCGAUCUUUCAUCAAACUUCUGCAUUCCAAGGUUUCAGCCUUUUUGAGGCCAUACAAGUAAAAUGCUGGACAUACUUUAAUUUUGUGGACAUAAGACCCCUAGGGAAAGACUCAUUACUCCAAGGGGUCUCUUAUAACAUUAUGUAUGUGGAGGGCUGUCAUACCAAAAUAUGUUAACACAAUAGACAUAAAAGGCCAUCUGAAACAACAUUAGGAUUUAUGAACCAAAUGACCUUCAGACUAUAGAUAUGGAAAGCUACAUGAAUAUUUCACAAGCCUUGAAGGCCCUUGAUUCUAUAGAAGGUGACACCUACAGGGUCACAGACAAGUCUACACAGGUCACUUUAACAUGGUACGGAUGCAUUUAUCAGAGGCCAUUCAAUGAAUGAUGGAUGCACAGGAAGAUCAAAGGCCAUAAUGGAUCUGUACACACAAAUGUCUGGAUAUUUUACAACAACUCUGACAUACUUUUUCUUGGACUCACUAAUCUUACUGUUCUUCCAAAAAAAAAGACUUCUUCUACAGCUAUGCUAUAAACAGGUUUCUAGGAAUCAGUUUCCAGUAUCAAGUGUUCAGACUAUAAAUGAUUUGGCUUCUUUGUUAAAGAAGAAAACGUUGGAACACCACCUUCCUACUAUAGACCCUUAAGCCACUAAAUAUCUUGUUUAUGUAAAAUGAGACUGAGUGCAUUUCUUACAAUUUUAAGCACAAACUAUUGCUAAUCAUUAGUAAUCCCAGCACCAGUUAUUGUCUUUUUUUCCUCCUUCACAUUCUUGUCAACUGUUUAGUUAUCAGUUUGUGAAAUAAAUGGAGACGUUUUUUUUAGGACAAGGAAGAUAUGGUAAGUAGGAGAAUUAUGAUGACACAUCAUGGAAUAUGGCAGUCAUAGAUCUAAGAGGGAAGAUGAUUUGAACUAAGCUCAUAACUAAAAUGGAUUUCUACUGGAAGUGAAAAAAAAAAGAACUAUAUAUUUGAAGUACCUCUGGAUAUACUGAUUCACAAAGUAUGAUUUCAUAGUGACAGGAGCUAAAGAAGGAGUAAACAGAGUUUUGAACAGUGUGGGUUCGUCUGGGUCUGUCACUCCCAAGGAUAUCUUUUGAUGUAAAUAAGACCCCUUAAGAUUUUGCAUUUUAUAAAUAAAGUUGUUUGCACUUGAAAACAA